AGUCUCUGGACAUCACGGUUUCCCUCGGCAUAGAUCCCCCCAGGAUACCUGUCUGUUUUACCUUUCUGUUACCUUUCUGAGAGGUCCCCUUGCUCAUCUCGUCAUCCCUGCACAGGUGCCUGCCAGCCAGAUCAUGACGUUGGAUGACUUUGCCUACCAUGACCACAACUCCACAUAUGACUACAACAUGACACGAUGGUUCAUCUAUGACUGCAACCUCAAGCUGGACCAUGACUACAGACGCAUCGUCCUCUUCCUCAUGUCCCUGUUCACCUUCAUGGUCGGCCUGGUGGAGAACGGCCUGGUGCUCUGGGUCAACUGGCGCCGGCGCCACUCGGCCAGCGGCGUGCUCUUCUGCAUCCUCAACGUCAGCCUGUCCGACAUGAUGAUGGUGCUGACCUCGCCCUUCUACAUGCUGGAGUUCACCAUGGACAAGGUGUGGAUCUGGGGCCGCUUCCUCUGCCGGGUCACCCACCUGAUCUUCCUGCUCAACUUCUACAGCAGUUCCUUCUUCCUGGCCCUCAUGACCCUGGAGCGCUAUCUGAGUCUGGCCCGGCCCUCGUCUCAUCCCUUCUUCCCGCCGGACCGCACCCGCCGGUGGCUGCUGUGCGGCGGGGUGUGGCUGCUCUCGCUGGUGCUGGCCCUGAUCGAGAACGUGCACGUCGACCUGCUGGAGUGGGACGAGCCCGGCUGCUACCUGAUGCCCGAGAACAACUACACCGGCUGGUUCGUGGGCUUCACCUUCCUCGCGUUGAUCUUCCAGUUCUUGGGCCCCAGCGCCAUCAUCAUCACUUGCAACGUGCUGAUCGCUCGGGCGGUGCGCUCUGCCCCAGAUGUGCAAGGCAGGCGGGACGUGUGGCUGGUGCACGUGUACUCGCUGGUGUUCGUGCUGACCUGGCUGCCCUACCACUUUGUGUUCUUCCUGUUGAUGGUGGACGACCUGGAUCCGCACCUCUUCUCCUGCAACGCGGUCGAACUGCUCUACUUCUCCUACGAAAUUGUGCAGUGCGUGUCCCUCUUCCACUGCGUGGCCAACCCGAUACUCUACAACUUCCUCAGCAAGAGCUUCCGCACCAACCUCAUCAACCGAGUGGUGGAACACUUACCUCCACCAGAGGCCAACGCCAACGCAGCCGAUGCCACCCCGGUGACAAAGACAGGGAAUCAGCGCAAGCUCAGCAAUGCCAGCACCAGCCAGUCCGAUGUGGGCUCCUAGGGCAUAAGAACAAGCAGAAAAUCAGCACUAAGACUCCUGUGAGAUGCUGAGAAGUGUACAUGCUCCUUUAAGAUUCUGUCACAACCUGCAGGGGUAGGGAAAAGCAUAUAGAGACCAACGUGAAGAGGGAAAAGGGGUAUUUCAUUUCUCUCCCUUACAAAUGUUGAGUCCCACAGGAACUUCCUAGAAAACAUCCUGAAAUCUGGGGAGGUGUUUAUUUACCAAACUGUGGACACCUAUUUUAUCUAAAUAUUAGUCUCCUGUGUGAAGGAGAACUACAGAGGGCAUUGAAUUUAUGUUUUUUUUUCUCUCUCUCUCUUUAUACUACAAACACUCUUCUGCACUACAUCCAUCCAAACCAGUCUCUGGAAAGUCAAUGACUACAGCUUUGUGCACUAUGUGUAUUGUUAUUAAAGCAAAAUCCACCAAAAGCUAACAUGCACGAUGCCAAUGAAUAAAAAGCCUGUAAAUAAGAUAUGAUCUUUAGCAAUGUGGACGUUUGUCCUCUUGUAAUUAGAGUUUGAAGACCCAUUACAAGUUUGUUUACAUACUUUAGGCUCAUCUUCUCCCAGAGAUAAAACAGAAGACCAUAAACAAGCAGAAGAUGGCACGUCUUCCAAAUUGGUAGACCACAUGUCAAAGUAUAUCACCAUGACAAGAUCAUACACUGGAACCACAUGUCUGUCCGUUAAAAGCACUUAUAUGUGGUUAAUAUGUGCCUUUGUCUUUUCAGUACUAUUUUAAUGUAUGUUGCCUGCUGAAAUUGACAGCCAGUUCUAUUCUGUUCUAAUUUAACUUCUUAACCUAUACUGUAUAAACCAAUGUUGUAGAAAAAUAUUGCUACAAUUUGUAUUGUUUUCAAAACAUGGUAUUUAAAAUCACUGCAUAGAAACAGACACAGAGACAGUUAUUCAGGAUAUGGAUCACAAAGCCAAUGUAACAUUUUGCAAUGACAGUGCCUACUGCUUUGUGACUGUAGGGCACUUAUGUCUGUGUUUUAAUAUGUAAUAAUGUAAUGAUGUAAUGUAAUAAUUUUGUGGAUCUGAUGUAAGGAUUUUGUGUAUAAACUUCAGGUGUUAGGGAUGCACGAUAUUUCUACCGAUUUCUACUAUUUUCAAACUCAUUUUAGUGGAUCGCCAAUAUUUUUUUUUCCCAAUUUCUUUUAAAGUCUUUGCUGUAACGAACCAUUUGGUCUUAUUUGGAUGGCCCAUUUGUUGUAGAUACAGGCGUAUUUCCUUCAAUUCUACCCACAAUCAUUUCAACUUGGUGUAGAUGUAAAAUAUUGAUAUAUGCCAUUCAAUAAAAGUGGGUCUCAUCCAAUUUGAACAGGUCUGUAUGAUGCUUCCUCUGAAACCAUAAUUGUUUGUUCCGAUAUAGUCUUGCCAAUUUAUCUGCCAGGAAUAUCUUCAGAAAUGUCCAUGCAGAUGCAGACAAUACAGCUCUUAAGCUGUUAAGCUGCCAAUACCGAUGUUGCACUGACAAUAUCGUGCAUCCCCAUCAGGUGUCUAAAAAUAUUUGUAGCAAUGUGUAUGAUGACUCACUCAUAUCACAAGGUUCUAAAUGUGAACCGAAACAAAAUAAAAGGCAACUAUGUCA
Messenger RNA from Sardina pilchardus (European sardine), 2812 nucleotides. RefSeq names its product G protein-coupled receptor 182 (gene ackr5). Gene Ontology annotation, cellular component: membrane. Gene Ontology annotation, molecular function: G protein-coupled receptor activity. The transcript is spliced from 2 exons. Lineage: Eukaryota; Metazoa; Chordata; Actinopteri; Clupeiformes; Clupeidae. The record is from RefSeq and is a predicted model, not a curated record. Gene Ontology annotation, biological process: G protein-coupled receptor signaling pathway. The coding region runs from base 134 to 1216 and encodes 360 amino acids.